Molecule: messenger RNA, 1320 nt
Organism: Patella vulgata (common limpet)
Lineage: Eukaryota; Metazoa; Mollusca; Gastropoda; Patellidae
Product: organic cation transporter protein-like
Exons: 8
Coding region: 121-1320 (399 amino acids)
Biological process (GO): transmembrane transport
Cellular component (GO): membrane
Molecular function (GO): transmembrane transporter activity
Source: RefSeq, a predicted model, not a curated record
GUCAACCUAACUAAAGUUACUACACGCACUGUAAUAGAUGUAAAUGUUACACGGACAAGUUGUGACAGAUGGGUUUACGAUACGUCAACGUUUGAAGAUACCUUUAUCACAGAGCAAAAUAUGAUCUGUGACGAUACUUUGUUCCGUUCCCAUGCCAACAUGAUCACUAUGGCCGGAUUUUUGGUUGGUUCCUUUGGAUUUGGAAUUCUGUCUGAUGUAAUUGGAAGAAAGCUUGGUCUGUUGGCGCCUGUAUCAUUACAUAUAGUUGCAUCGAUAGCAACAUCUUUCUCGCCUAAUUUUACCGUGUUUGUCAUCUGUCGGUUCUUCCUUGGUGCUUCAAAUGCCGGAACCUUCAUGUCAGCAUUUGUACUCGCAAUGGAAUUUGUUGGACCAUCUAAACGAAAAUUCGUGGGAAUAGUUAUCGAGAUGUUUUGGUGUAUUGGAUUGUUUGUUUUGAGUAUCAUGGCUUAUUUUAUCCGGGAUUGGAGUACUCUACAGCUGGCUAUAUCAGUUCCAUCUGUUCUUUUGUUGGCAAUAUUUUGGUUUAUUCCAGAAUCUCCGAGGUGGCUGGUUUCUCAAGAUAAGACAGAGAAAGCUGAAAAGAUUCUUCGCAAAGCUGCGGAAGUGAAUAAAGUGGAACUUCCGGUUAAACUGUUUGAUAAAGAUCCUCUAGAUUCUGGACCGGAAGCUAAAGUUUAUGAAAUGUUUACAUCACCAGUUUUACUCAUCAGAACCUUGGUUAUCUUCUUUAACUGGAUGGUUGUUAGUAUUGUGUACUAUGGUCUAGGAUUGAAUGUUGGUAAUUUAGGUGGCGACAUCUACGUCAACUUCACAGCUGCUAACAUCGUAGAGCUAAUUUCGUAUAUAUUAUGCAUUUUAUUGCUUGAUAGAUGGGGUAGAAAAGCUCUACAUUGUACGAGUAUGUUACUAGGUGGAAUAGCCUGUAUAUUAACAAUAUUCCCCGUUUUAUACCUUGAUAAAUCUUAUGAAUGGAUCACAAUAACGUUAUCGAUGGUUGGGAAGCUUGGUGCAUCGGCCGCUUUCGCCAUUAUUUUCGUCUUCUCCGCAGAACUCUUCCCCACCAUAACCCGAAACUCCGCCCUAGGAUUUAGUUCCUUCUGUGCUCGUGCUGGUGGAAUGAUGUCCCCGUAUAUUGCGGAUUUGGGAACUAUAGUUAAGGGUGAUUUUGGUACUGCUCUACCACUGUUGGUAUUUGGUGGAUCAUCUGUAGCUGCUGGUCUCUUAUCUCUUUUACUACCAGAAACAUUGAACCAGACUUUACCUGAGACUGUUGAAGAUGCUAAACAAUUUGGAAGGUAG